AGCUGCGGGGCUCGGUGGAAGAACAACACAGCGAUAAAAUGAUUCGGCCGCUCCGCUACACUUUAACAACCAGCCGCGCAUUAACGGAGAGUUAAAGACCCGGCCCGUCUGAUCGAGCGACUCAGAAAGCGGCAAAGAUAGCCGGUCAUUAAAGAGGAGGAAGUUAAAAUGGGAGCACUCCUCAGCGUUCCGCCGCUCUAUCUCUCUCUAUGUUGUGUUGCGUUCGCGAGCGUUUAAUUCGCCAGCUCGAGCGCCGUUCGAAACCACGGGAGAGCGGCGCGAGCGCUGGUGCUGAAGCGUGUCCCAGGUGCGCGCGGAUGGCAGGUCUAAAGUUCCAAAACUUCAGAUACUGUCACUUGACUCCUCGACUUCCCUGAAAGUGUUUCCUUCUCGCACCGGUUCAGAGUCACGGUGCAAAUGUUCAGCACUGCCUUACAGGAAAGCGCCUGAGUGACUAACUUCACUAAAGCUCGCUGUGCAAAUGGGCUCCAAGGACCAACGGCUCAGUCGUGUAGACAUUUUCCACCAGGGCUAUGCGGGGCCACUGGAGGCCCUUCCCCGGGCAACCACGUUCCUAGAGGAGCAGGACGGGAGCCUGGUGGCCCUGCGGAGGCAGGCGAUAAAGAUGGCAACCAAGUCCCAUGCAGGUGGUGAGAUGCCCCUUGAGCAACUGCUGGCACUUUAUGGGUACAACAUGCCUGAUCCUGUCCUGCAACAACAACGGGAGCCAAACGAGCUGGCAGCCAGUCUGCCUGAAAUGACACUGGACAAGGUUCGGAUAGGUAAAGCUCUACUCUCAGGAGCGGAGGAUGUGGACAGCCAUUCCUCUGCUGAUGACCUCACACUCUCUGUCACAUCCCAUUCAUCUGACCUCUUACAAUGUCACCUAAGAGGCGAUGACAAAGACACAUCAGUCAACUGGUCCGAAGAUGACUCAGAAAGCACCUCUAUCCCCUCCAGUGAUGGCUGUAAGGACAUCAUGGUGGGCCCCCAGUAUCAGGCCAUAAUUCCUUCUCUCUGUACACACAAUUUUUAUGAAAGAGCCAAUGAAAAUGAGGACCAGUUAUUGUGGACCCCAGAUGUGUUGUCCAGUCUGGCUGUAGAAAAGUUUUUGCUUGAAGUCCAGAAAAAAGAAAGUGACGAUGGACCUACAAACACUUUGACUACAGGAGAUAUAGUCAAAGACAAUGAGCAGGCUCUAUAUGAACUAGUGAAAUGCAACUUCAAUGCAGACGAGGCACUAAGAAGACAUCGCUUUAAUAUUAAGGUUUUCAAUGAAGAGCUUUGUGGCUGGAGUGAGGAGGAGUGUCGUAACUUUGAGUAUGGUUACCGUGCCCAUGGGAAGAACUUCAACCUCAUACAGGCCAACAAGGUCCGCACACGCUCAGUAGGUGAGUGUAUAGAGUACUACUACAUGUGGAAGAAAUCAGAGCGGCAUGAGUAUUUCACACAGCAGGCCACCAAGCUGGGUCGGAAAAAGUGCAAUCUGCCAUCUGGCAACACAGAGGAUGCUGAGCCAGAUGGAGAUACUGGUGAUGUGGAAGUUACUACUCAAGGUUUGCCAAGUAUGUCUUCCAUUCAACUGCGACCUCCAUCGCCACCUGCAGUCAUGGAGCUGGAUAAACAAGAGGACAGCCUGAAUUACGCAGCUCAGUUUCAUGGUCGUCCACGACGGAAACGCACGCCGCGCUUCCUAUUAAAGCCCUAAGCUUCCUGCUCACUGACAGCCUAAAACUGACAGACAAACAGGUUCUGAGCGAAUCGAUGGAGAGAUGGAGCUACGUGCAGGAUCUUGCUCUAGCCCACAGGAGCAUCAGUCGUUCAGACACAUUUCUCUUCUCCCACCAGCACUCCAGACGUCCACCCAGCUUUACUUCUCCUCUCUCCCUUGCAGCCACUCCGUCCCUUCUUCUCAGCCAGACUCAGCGCUCCUUGGAGCAGGUUUUUACCAGCUACAACUGGAGUCUUUUCCCGAAGAUCCUGCACCUGCUUGCUUGGAUAAUGUUGCCUUAAGAAGGCUUCAGAUUGACUUGUCUUCAACUUCCUCACCUGUCUCAGAUUUUGGGAUAAUCGGUAGCCUCUUGUGCACACCUUCGUCCAUCAGCUCCGCACCCAUCCAACACAGCGACUCGCCCUUACAGCGAAAGAAAACAUUCCAGAUCUAAGCAAACGUGACGACUCGCAUUCACCUGUUGCUUUUCAGGCUACAUAAGAAGAGUCUGAAUCAGUUUGUCAUCAUUUACUCACCUUUAUGUCUUUUCAAACAUGUUUACAUUUCUUGACACAAGAGAAGAUAUUUUAACUUCCUCCAAAAAAUGCAUGAAGCUUUUUGAAAAUGUAGCUCUUGAAACUGUCCCCCAGUGACUUAAAUCCUGAAGAAAGUAGUGCAUAGAGGUUUGGAACAGCAUGAGCGUGAGUAAAUGAUGAGAGAAUUAACAUUUUUGGCAAACAGUCCUUUUAAUCGAGAAUGUGUUCAUAAUAUUUAAUCUGUGCUGUCUUUUAAACUAUUCAACUAGUAAUUGGGUGUUUUAGGAAGCUGGGUGACUCUGUCAGACUACUACAGGCAAUGAAAGUGUUUUUAACGUCCUGAUUUUAAGCUCCUUUGGAAAUUUGAGAGGGUGUACAUCUCCUUGGUCUCACUAAGGCUCAUUUUCACUUGUACAGUGAAUCGCUCCUUUCAGUGCAUGUAGUUCUUAUAAACGUUCAAAACAGUUUUGAAAUCACUUAUUUCUUUUUGUUUAAAGAAUAGUUCACCCGCAUUACAUCACUUGCUCACCGAUGGAUGCUCUGCAGUGAAUGGGUGCCGUCAGAAUGAGAGUCCGAACAGCUGAUAUAAACUUCACUCCAGUACAUCAGUUAAUGUCUUCUGACAUAUUAAAAUUUGUUUCAGUUGUAAAUAAUGCAUAUUUCACUCCUGAUUCAUAUAAGAUGACUUACACUAAAGAAAGCAAAAUAUGGAUGAAGGAAUCAUAUUUUAGCCAUGGUUUGAAGUUAAAAACAUGUUAAUGAUGGAUUUGUUUCUUACAAACACAAAACUUUUCACCUCUGAAGACGUUAAUUGAUGGACUUGUGGAUUACUGUGAUGUUUUUAACAGCUGUUUGGACUCUCAUUCUGACGGCACCCAUUCACUGCAGAGCAUCCAUCGGCAGGCGAGCGAGUGACGUAAUGCUACAUCUCUCCAAAUCCGUUCAAAUGAAGGAACAAACUGAACGUGAUGCUGUGUAUACUUCGAGCUAAUUUUCAUUUUUGGGUGAACUAUUUCUUUAAAGCAUAAAAUGCUCUACUUAACAAAGACAAUAUCCUCAAGUGAACUACUAAUGCAGUUGCGAUAUUCUAGCUUCCCGUCGUAGGUCCUUUUUGUGCAAUAAAUAAAUGAAAACACACGUUCCUCAGGGGCUCCGAUCGUUUCCCUCUCGGUCUGGUCCGUCAGUACUUUAGUACUAAGUGUUGAAGAGGGGUUUUGAAUGGUUUAUGAAUAUACGCUCCACAUAUGCUUCGCCAACAAAUGUAAUCCUGAUGUAAGUAGCGGAUUCACUGCAUUAAGUUUCUCAGGUUUUGCAGCCAGUUUGUGCAUCUGUUGUAUUUGCGUGAAGCCAAACCUGUCAGCCCACCUUACUACCCACAAUCCUUCGCUACCCAGAGAAACCGGCAAUGUCAAAUCUAGUGUAGUACCUCAUUUGUGACUGGACUUCUGUUAGUUAUGAAUUGAAAGCAAAGUGUAUCAUCAUCCAUAUCCCGGUAUGCUUCAGUGUGUUUUCUAAUGGUUUAGUCGGCUUUAAGUUUUGUUCAUAGUUUAGGUUCAGAAGACACGAAAGGGAGACAAACACUGCCUUGGCUUUUUUUUUUUUUUUUAAGCAAUUUAUGUAUUACUGCUCCUGUUAUAUUGAUUUAUUGUCCCUGUUAUUAUAUUUUGUAAAUAAUAAUAAAAAAGAAUUAGAAA
Molecule: messenger RNA, 3941 nt
Organism: Carassius auratus (goldfish)
Lineage: Eukaryota; Metazoa; Chordata; Actinopteri; Cypriniformes; Cyprinidae
Product: mesoderm induction early response protein 2-like
Exons: 13
Coding region: 482-1708 (408 amino acids)
Biological process (GO): negative regulation of transcription by RNA polymerase II
Cellular component (GO): nucleoplasm
Molecular function (GO): histone deacetylase binding; transcription corepressor activity
Source: RefSeq, a predicted model, not a curated record